Messenger RNA from Rodentolepis nana, 603 nucleotides. The record is from the annotation of a GenBank genome assembly. NCBI's taxonomy places the organism in Eukaryota, Metazoa, Platyhelminthes, Cestoda, Cyclophyllidea, Hymenolepididae.
AUGGCAAGCAGAAGUACCAGUUACAAACUUGUGCUACUCGGUGAAUCUGCCGUCGGCAAAUCCAGCAUAGCCCUUCGUUUCGUCAAAUCUCAGUUCCAAGAAUAUCAAGAGGCAACCAUUGGUGCUGCCUAUCUUACUCAGUCUAUUGUCGUUGGCGACCCCCAAGUGACAGUCAAAUUUGAAAUUUGGGAUACUGCGGGUCAAGAACGUUACCACAGUCUUGCCCCCAUGUACUAUCGUGGAUCCCAUGCUGCCAUUGUAGUGUAUGAUAUUACUAAACGAGAAACUUUUGAUCGGGCCACCAAAUGGAUAAAUGAACUCCGCGAAAAUGCACCUGCCAUCAGGGUUAUCGCUCUGGCUGGAAACAAAUCGGACUGUAGUGCGGACCGCGCCGUUUCCGAACAUGACGCUGAAAAAUAUGCACAAGAGAAUGGCUUAUUAUUCAAGGAAACUUCUGCGAAAUUGGCAACCAACGUUAUGGAACUUUUCAAAAUGAUUGCUGAAAAUAUGCCAUUGAAUGAGUCAAUCCAGCAAAGUGGAGGAACACGUUUGGGUAACACCCCUGAACAGAUGGGAACAUCAGGACAUAAGUGCUGCACUUAG